AUGGGGUUGGUGAGGCUCUCGGCACGGGAAGAAGCAAGAACGGAAUUUACAUCUUGGUACUGGGAGAGGAUGGGCUCAGAGCUGUUGUGGGGCAUUGCUUGGCUCCAACAGCAGAGAGAGAAGGCAGGAGGUCCUGCCAUCAUGCCUUGUCCCGCUCUGGAGACCCCUGCUGUCUCCCCAGAGCAAAAGGAAAAGCUGGGUGUCCUGGACUGGAGCCACUAUGGAGACUGCAAGCUUUGGGGGUCGUGGGCUGGUGAGGAGUGCCCACAUCCCCACCCUGAAAGGACAGUUCUCUCUGCCUGGCUUGAGUGGGCCAGAGCACUGGGUGGGUGCAGGCAGAAUCCAUGGAUGCGGAAAAGACUGCAGCUGACUCCUCUUCACUGUGUGCCCUCUCAGGUGGCGCUGCUGGAUGCUGUUGCAUGCCCUGAGGAGGAAGGGUUUUCAGAGGCUGUAUGCCCGAUGGAGGAGGAAGAGGAGGAGGAAGAAUACAGGAGACCUGUCACCUUCACACUGGGAAAUGAGAUACUGGGGCUGGGCCCAGAGAAAGAGUUUCAGAGCCCUGAUGCUGAGGUCUAUAUGCACUUCUUGAGGAGCCACUGCUGUUAUGAUGCCAUCCCCACCAGCUGCAAACUUGUUGUCUUUGACAUCUCCCUGGAGAUCAAGAAAGCCUUUUUGGCACUGGUGGCCAACGGGGUGCGUGCUGCCCCUCUCUGGGACAGCAAGACACAGAGCUUUGUGGGGAUGCUCACCAUCACCGACUUCAUCAACAUCCUCCACCGCUACUACCGCUCACCUUUGGUUCAGAUCUACGAGGUGGAGGAGCACAAGAUUGAGACCUGGAGAGAGGUGUACCUGCAGGGCUCCCUCAAGCCACUGGUCUACAUCUCUCCGAGCCAUAGCCUCUUUGAUGCUGUCUACUGCCUGAUCAAGCACAAAAUCCACCGCCUGCCCGUCAUUGAGCCUGUCUCGGGCAAUGUCCUGCACAUCCUGACGCACAAGCGCAUCCUCAAGUUUCUCCACAUCUUUGAUUCUACCAUCCCCAAACCACGCUUCCUGAAGAAAACAGUGCAGGAACUGUGCAUUGGCACCUUCCGUGAUCUGGCUGUCGUGCCUGAGACCGCCCCAAUCUACACUGCCUUGGAGAUUUUUGUGGAUCGCCGUGUCUCCGCCUUGCCUGUCAUCAAUGAUGCUGGGCAAGUGGUUGGCCUGUACUCGCGGUUUGAUGUCAUUCACCUGGCAGCCCAGAAGACCUACAACAACCUGGACAUCAGUGUGAAGGAGGCACUGCAGCAACGCAGUGUCUGCCUGGAGGGGGUUCUCACCUGCUACCCCCAUGAACCUAUGGAGGACAUAAUUGACCGCAUUGCCAAGGAGCAGGUCCAUCGCCUGGUUCUGGUGGAUGAGAACCGGUACCCACGGGGCAUUGUCUCCCUCUCUGACAUCCUGCAGGCCCUUGUGCUCACUCCUGCAGGUAUCGAUGCUCUUAACUCUUAGCCCACGGUGCUCCAUCUUUCUCCACUUGCACCCUCAAUUUCUUUCCACUUCAGGUAGGCGCCACCCCCCUUGCUGUGUCCCCUCCCUGCUGCUGGGUCACCUGCCUCUCCCCCAUCCUGGGGGAGAGAGGUGGCUGGGGCAGGGUCUGGCAGUGCUGGGUGCCCAGGUGGGGACAGCAGGACCCAGAUGCUCCUUGUUCCAGGGGUACACAAGGAUCACAGGGGAUCCCUGGUGACUGUGAGGAAGGAUGAGGGCACCUUCCAUGGAGACACUUCGCCAGAGCCCCAUUCAGGCAGCAUGUGGAGUGCAGGUUUUGCAGGUCCCUGGGCUUUGAGCUGGGCGAGGGGUUUGGGGUGUGAUGCACCCCAAGACAAAAGCCUAUAUUUGAUCUUGCCUUAAUUCCCCUCGAGACCUGAGCACCUCCAGUGCCAUUCCAAAGGGACACAGAGUGGACAGACCCCCACUCACACACCCCAGCUGCCUACCACUAGCCAUAAGCAAAAUGUGGCCAACCAUGGGCCCCAGCUGGCAGAGCCCCCCACCCCCUCCACUUGCAACAGCACCAAAACUGUCUGUUCCAGAGACAGGGCUCACUCCCAGGUGGCACUGGAACCACACUGCCUGGCCACCUCAGCUGGCUUUGCUCACCCAUUGCCUGGUGAGUCCUUACUGGCUAUGGGCAGGCAUGUUCCUGGCACCCACUGUGGCACCUCUUUAGUAGUGAAAUGAGGAAGGGGGAGUUUGGCUCAGUUCCCAACUGCUUCCCAAAGGUAAUUAUGCUUUUUGGGGGGGUGGUGGGCAAUGGGUAGGGAUGGGCCUGUUGCCUACCAGUUACCCCAGCAGUGCCCAGCUGCUUUGCACAGAAGGGGACUGGGAAUGGUGUGUGUUAGCCACACAUGGGAUAUCCCCCUUGCCCCCAUUCCCCCAUCACGGUGCCUUCGCUCACCCUAUCCCUGGUGCCUACAGGGAUGGUUGUGUCAGGAGCUGCAGGGGACCACUGAGAUGUCCCUCUCCAGCCAAGCUGCCCUCCCUCCUACCCCAGGGCCUGUAUACAAGCAAGGAAUGGAGGAAAGACCCCAGUGUCCACUGGGCUGGUUGGAGGGGCUGUGUCACAGGGUGCCCAGUCCAGCACUCAUCUGGGGUUAUGGUCUCACAUGGUUUCUUGCCCCACAGGUAUCGAUCGAUCCUCACUCUGAAGACACCAGGAAAAUGCCACUGUCUUGUCUGACUCAGUGAUCUCUUGCAUGACCUGUGAGAAAGAGGCCUGGGCCUGAAGGCUCUCUGUGGGGAGGACAUGCCUGUUCACCCCAGUCCUCGGGCUCGUCUUGAGUCCAGUGCUAGAUCCUGCCAGUCUUGGAGAGGCAGAAACACUGAAAAUGGGACCCAGGGGUGCCUCCUGCCAGUGAGCACACAGUGAUGCUCAGUGGGCACUGUGCUGGAGAGGCUGCAAGUUGACUGCAGCUGGGCAGAGACCCGUGUAGCCCCAGAGGACCUGGCCAUCCCUCUGCCAUCCUGCUAAUGGAUUUGAGCAUUUCUAUUGGGGCUCCCUCCUAGUGAACACAGUCCCGCUGUCUGUGCCCGGUGCCUGGUAGUAUAGGCUCAGCUGCACACACAGGCUUUUUUAUUUUAGGGUCACACAGGGCUGGAGCUCUCUGGCAGAGGCAGUCUGUGCCAGAGCAGGCAGCAGGAUGGCCACUUGCAUGGAGACCCUGUGCACGUUUUGGGGUGGGCAGGGGAUAUUUAUUUAUUUGUCAGUCUGUUCAGCCUUGCUGUAACAAAGCAGCCUGAUCCAAGAACUGCCUCUUGCCUUUCUGGGGUAAAACUGGGCAUGACUCCUCUGGAGAGAACCAGGCUGGGGAAGGGGUACUGGCUGCUUGCCAGCAAUUUUGGCACUGGCAGAGUACUACCUCUGCCCAUGUGGGUAGAAAUGAGGGGGUGGGGACACAGGGCAUGCCAUCUCAAUCAUUUUGGUGCUGUGCAGGUCCCUUCGGGGAUACACUGAGGGACAGAAGCUUUGGUACCAGCAAGGUUUCUGCCUGCUGCUUCCCUCAGUCCAAAAAGGAAAGUAUGAGGAGUUCACUGUUAAGAAUGUCCCAUGCCCCAUCCCUCGAGGACCCUGGGCAAAUGGCAGUGCAUCCUCUGCCUGUGGCUGCUACCAGCUGUGAGCCUUGCAAUGGUCCUGGCAUGGGAGUAGGGGAUUCUGGGCUGAUAUUUCUCCUCCUGCUUUGCCUGCAACAAGCCCUGCCAUUCCUGAGACCCCAUAUCAGCAUGUCAGCAAUAACAGCUGACAGUGGAAAGUCCCAGGAACUAAACGCCCCUCCUGUGCUGGCUGGCUCUGCCAGGGGACCAAAUACCAGUGCUGGGUGGUGACAGGCCUCCUCCCAUC
Prinia subflava (tawny-flanked prinia) is the source of this 3880-nucleotide messenger RNA. RefSeq names its product protein kinase AMP-activated non-catalytic subunit gamma 3 (gene PRKAG3). Gene Ontology annotation, molecular function: protein kinase regulator activity; protein kinase binding; AMP binding. NCBI's taxonomy places the organism in Eukaryota, Metazoa, Chordata, Aves, Passeriformes, Cisticolidae. Bases 1 to 1494 code for a protein of 497 amino acids. The record is from RefSeq and is a predicted model, not a curated record. The transcript is spliced from 11 exons. Gene Ontology annotation, cellular component: nucleus; cytoplasm; nucleotide-activated protein kinase complex. Gene Ontology annotation, biological process: regulation of catalytic activity; protein phosphorylation.